AUGUCCUUGGCGAAAUAUGGUGCGGUUUGCAACAUCCCGCGCGAGCAGCGGUUUCAGGUGACUCCUGAGGAGCUUCUGGUGGGCUUAGGCCUCGGGCAGCAUGCUACGGUAGAGCUUCACGGCUUGAAAAAGGCGGAGUUAAAUGGCAAGCAAGGCACGGUGGUGGGUUACAAUCCCGAAACCCAGCGCUGGACAGUUCGGCUGCAUGAUGACCAUUCAGAAGUCGCCCUUCUGGGAACCAAGCUGGUAGUCGAGAGGGCCGCGCGUACCGGAACCUUCCGACUGGAGACGCUGCUCAUUGAUGUGCGAGACAACGAGGAUUUCGUGAAUUAUCACAUCCCAGGUGCCAUCAACAUCCCGUACAGCAAGAUGUUCAUGGAUCAGCAACGGACGCUUUCCAAGCUGAAAGAAUGGAAUCUCGCGACGACCCGAAUUGUCACAUACGCGACACAUGACAGCAAGUUCAUCCACACCACAGUCGGUCGAGACCUGUCUGCCUCGAACUGGCUCUGGGAGAUUCUCGGGCAUCAGCUUGCAAUGCUUGCCACCCUCAGUGGUGGCUUUGCUGGUUGGGUCAAGGAGGGUCGCCCCGUGGAGGCAGGGUCCAUGUCCGAGGGCGGACCAAGGAAAAUCUUUGUGAGCGAGGACGUCCCCAAAGCAUUUUCCGGAGACAGAGAUGCGUAUCUGAGAGCUUCCGAGAAAGAGGCAGCAGCGGAGGCAACGCCAGUUUCAGACAUUAAAGAGCUUCGGAAGCACAUCGGCGAGGAGCCAGCGCAGAAGGCAGCAGCAAAAGCUGCAAGCGAGGUGCCAGAAGCGCCAUCAAUUUGGGAGGUGGUUGGUGGCGCGGACAAGGGUGGCAUCGUUGUCCGUAAGAGCCGGGACACUGCAUCAGAGCAGGAGCCACAACGACUAGCAACUGGUGCCUUGAUUCAGCAGCGGCAGCUGGUCGGAGAGCGCAUGCACUACGUGCUUCACACAGGUGAAGGUCCUGUCGAGGGCUGGGUGAGCAUCCGACUAAAGACAAAAGACCUGGUAGCGAAAACAUCACGCUGCUCCGCGGCAGAGGCCAACACGAGAGCACCGCCAGGUUGA
Messenger RNA from Symbiodinium necroappetens, 1092 nucleotides. NCBI's taxonomy places the organism in Eukaryota, Dinophyceae, Suessiales, Symbiodiniaceae. The record is from the annotation of a GenBank genome assembly.